AUGGCGCGUAAUGCAGAGAGAGCUAACGCAGUAUUAAACAAAUGGCUGGCAGUGAAGAACGCUGUGCUCAAAGGAGGGCAGCAAAAAACAGCGUUAGGCCCCUGCAUCCCUGAAGAAUGCGAUGAUAUCGAAAGAGCUACACAAUGGAGGGCUCAGUUGGUGAGGGAGAUAGGCCGGGGUAUAUCUUUGAUACAAGAUGCCUCCUUAGGCGAACAUCGGAUCAGAGACAUCAACGACGAAAUUAACAAAAAAAUGCGAAUUAAAAGAAGAUGGGAAUACAGAAUCAAAGAGCUAGGAGGCCCUGACUAUUCUACUGCUUCGGAUGCCCUCUCGCUUAGCGGCAUUUCUGUUGCAGGAGGCGACUAUUACUACUUUGGAGCAGCAAAAGAACUGCCUGGUGUACGUGAAUUGUUUGCUGGGCGUGCUGAGGAGAUCAACGAACCAAGAAAAACUCGAGCACAACUUUUUCAGAGAAUUACCCCUGACUACUUUGGCUGGAGAGAUGAGGAAAACGAAGAUUUGCUGCUAGCGGAGCAGCAGCAGGAGCAGCUUUGGCAGCAGCAGCAAGAGGAGGAGCUGCAGCAGCAGCAGGAGCUGCUAGAAAGUGUUGGUGCUGCUUCAGCAGCAGCUGCUGCUAAGGGCAUGGCUGCUGCUGCAGAGCGAGACAAACUCAGACGCAAACACAAACAAGACGGAGAGGUACGCCCAAACACUGCAGCAGCAGUUGCUGCAGCAACUGAAUCAACAGCAGCAGCAUCAGCAGCUGCAGCGCCAACUGCUACAGCAGCAGCAGAACCAGCUGCAGCAGCAGAACCAGCUCCAGCAGCAGUUGCUGCUGCUGUUGCUUCUCUUUUGUAG
Messenger RNA from Eimeria acervulina, 858 nucleotides. Its product is annotated as isy1-like splicing family domain-containing protein, putative. The record is from RefSeq and is a predicted model, not a curated record. Bases 1 to 858 code for a protein of 285 amino acids. The transcript has 5 exons. Gene Ontology annotation, cellular component: post-mRNA release spliceosomal complex; Prp19 complex; catalytic step 2 spliceosome. NCBI's taxonomy places the organism in Eukaryota, Apicomplexa, Conoidasida, Eucoccidiorida, Eimeriidae. Gene Ontology annotation, biological process: mRNA 3'-splice site recognition; generation of catalytic spliceosome for second transesterification step.